AUGUCGCUCGCUUUCAGCGCCGAUCACGUACGUCCGUCUGUUGAGCUGAGCCCCCAGUUCAUCGAGUAGUAUCCGGCGCGGCCGGAUUUCGUCCAGGGAGUUCGCUCGCCCGUACAUAUGCGCGUUCCAGCUCCAACCCAAACCCCAGCUCCAACUCCACCAGCCCCCAGCUCCGGUCCCGAAGUCGAUGGAGGGGGGUCGUUGGUUGAGCCCCCCCUGCGACGCCCCCAGAAGCGGGGGUUUCAUCCAACACUUCACUUCACUUUCCUUCCCUUCCCUUCCCUUCCCUUCCCGCUUGCAUCGCGCGUGCCCCCCACGCCCAGCCCUGGCCGUAGUCGUAAAUCCUCCCGUCGCUCUGUCACACCAAGUGCCCCGUCGCUUCACCACUCCGUCGCUUCAUCUCCACCACCACCAAAACCCCGUCCGCCACCACCCCCACCACCAUCCUCAAGUAACGGGAAAGACACCAACAUGUUCCGUUCCGUGUGGCCGUGUGGCCGUGGGGGGUCGCCGUCGCGAAACAGUAGAGUGGUACCUAGAAUAGUAGACAUGCCAUGCCAUGCCAUGCCAUGCCACAGCCCUAGAAGAUGAAGAUGAAGAUGUGACAUAACCGGUACCUAGCUGGUUAGUAAGAGUAGAGUGCCGUGCUUGUACUGUACCGUAGAUACACCACCACCACCACCACCACCACCAAGCCCAGCCCGGCCCGGUCCAGUCCAGUCGGCUAUCAACUUAUCAAGGUGACGUCGCUCUGUACUGUAGGUAGUUGCACGUCGGGUGUAAUCGGGUCGGGUGCGGCCGGAUUGGCGUGGCUGUCUUGGCUGUCUUGCCUUGUCUUGGUGGUGGGACGGAGGAAGUGAGGGGCGCGCGCGGGUGGGUGGGCGGAGUGGGGGGAGGUCGGGCAAGC
This is a messenger RNA of Tricharina praecox, 907 nucleotides long. RefSeq lists its product as uncharacterized. Lineage: Eukaryota; Fungi; Ascomycota; Pezizomycetes; Pezizales; Pyronemataceae. Bases 118 to 591 code for a protein of 157 amino acids. The transcript has a single exon. The record is from RefSeq and is a predicted model, not a curated record.